Messenger RNA from Pneumocystis murina B123, 839 nucleotides. Its product is annotated as GTP cyclohydrolase II. Bases 1 to 810 code for a protein of 269 amino acids. Gene Ontology annotation, molecular function: GTP cyclohydrolase II activity. Gene Ontology annotation, biological process: riboflavin biosynthetic process. Lineage: Eukaryota; Fungi; Ascomycota; Pneumocystomycetes; Pneumocystales; Pneumocystaceae. The record is from RefSeq and is a predicted model, not a curated record. The transcript has 3 exons.
AUGUUAUUUGAAUCAUUUCAAAAAGAUAAGGAUCUAUCAGUCAUUUUGCCUCAAGUUGAAUGUAUUGUUCGUGCAAGAAUCCCUACGAUAUCAGGAACUGAACAUUUUAUUCAUUUAUAUCAUAAUGAUUUUGAUAAAAAAGAACAUCUUGCUAUUGUAUUUGGGAAUAAGAUUAAAAGUUCAUCACUUUAUCGUUCUAGAAAUGGGGAAACAGAGACAGAUAGGAUGAUACGUGGAGCGUAUAAUGGUAAACUAUAUCCUGGUAGAACAUCUUCUAAAGAAAAUUGUGCGGAAAGUAACAAUUAUUCAUUAUCAAGGGCACCUCUUGUUAGGAUUCAUUCGGAAUGUUAUACGGGUGAAAUAGCAUGGUCAGCAAGAUGUGAUUGUGGAGAGCAAUUAGAAGAAGCAAGACGAUUGAUGACAUUGGAGAAUGAUGGAGUCAUUAUUUACUUGCGUCAAGAGGGGAGAGGUAUUGGAUUAAAAGAAAAAUUAAAGGCAUAUAAUCUCCAGGAUUUAGGAAAUGAUACAGUACAAGCUAAUCUGUUUUUAAAUCAUCCAGCAGAUGCACGUACAUACGGGGUUGCUAUUGCUAUUCUUUUAGAUUUAGGAUUGAAGAACGUUAGAUUAUUAACCAAUAAUCCAGAUAAAAUAAGAUCUAUUGAAAAGCAUCACCAAAAAAUAAACGUUAUAGAACGUAUUCCAAUGAUUCCGAGGAACUGGACAGGUGAAAAUAAAACUAGAAUAGCAGAAAAAGAUAAAUAUUUAUCAACAAAGGUCGAAAAAAUGGGCCAUUUGUUAACAAAACCAUAACAUAGAUAUUAACAAUAUUGUUUCUAAAA